Molecule: messenger RNA, 885 nt
Organism: Melanaphis sacchari
Lineage: Eukaryota; Metazoa; Arthropoda; Insecta; Hemiptera; Aphididae
Product: piggyBac transposable element-derived protein 4-like
Exons: 3
Coding region: 1-885 (294 amino acids)
Source: RefSeq, a predicted model, not a curated record
AUGCCACGAUUGACUGAUUAUUGGAAAACUGAUAAACUUUUUAAUUUAAACUGCUUUCGUGAAGUUAUGAGUAGAAAAAGGUACAUGCUGAUAAUGCAUGCGUUACAUUUUAGUCGCAACCCUGAAUGUGGAGCUGGAGUUUCUAAACCUAGUUGGUUAUAUAAAAUUGACACAGUUGUAGAAUAUUUCAAAAAUUGUAUGCUUGAAGUAUAUCAACCAUCUAAACAAUUAUCCUUGGACAAGCAAGGUACCGAUAGUACACUUGAAAAAAGUCAUACAGAGCAUGUUGUUUAUAGACUGAUGGAAAACCAUUUAGACAAAGGUCACUCACUCUUUAUGGAUAACUAUUACAACAGCAGUAGUUUAGCACACACAUUAUUACAGCGUAAGACAUAUUGUACAGGAACUCUUAGAAACAACCGAAAAAUUGAUCCAAAAGAAGUUAUUUCAAAAAAACUCAAAACUGGAGAAAGUGUUUGUAAAUAUACAAAAGGUGGUGUGUGUAUAGUCAAAUGGAAAGACAAAAGGGAAGUCCUGGCUAUAAGUUCUGAGUUCAAAAAUGAAAUGGUAGAAGUACAUAAUAAAUAUGGUCAAUCUAAAUUGAAACCCUUGCCGAUUUCGGAAUACAAUAAGUUUAUGUCUGGUAUUGAUCGGCAAGAUCAAAUGAUGUCGUAUUACCCUUGCGAAAGGAAAACUUUGAGAUGUAAAGAAAAUGAUAAGUUAGAAAGUCAGAGUGAUGUAUUAUUAGCUAAUAAAAUCUCAACUAUUUCCCAAGUUAACUCCGAGGAAGAAAAUCUAGAAUUAGAAAGAGAAAAAUCACAGGAAUUAUCAUCCAUUUGUUUAAAGUUUCCAAAAGCGUUAAAUAAAGAUUCUAAGUUACCAUAA